GUUCUGAGUGCAGUCCUAGGACUGCUCUUAGUUUAUGUACCUUGUUUGCAAACAUUCCUUAGCUAAGCUGGUUUAUGUAGCAGAUACUGCCUGUUACCAAGUGGUUUACUGCAGGUGCCGCUUGGAGUUGAACUAGCGUGUUGUCGUUUAACGUGAAAUGACAGGCAGAGUCAGACUGGCAAACGCCAAUGCUUGAGAGUCUCUUACCGUGUGACUAACUGUCCUUGCUGGGAUUUGGCUGUGAUCUCUUCCUGAUGUAUGCAUCCUCUUACAUGAAGCUUGCAUAACCAGUAGGGAGCACUAGUGACGCACAGAGCCUUACAGCGUACAGCCUGAAGAGCUAUGGACAACAGUAAUGUGAAGAGGUUAACAAGCAAGUCCCAUGCUGUCCAAAUUUGUUAUGCUGUGUCUGGGCUUUGGUCCAAUAGCACAGGUGAUCAGAUAAAUCGUGCCCUGGUGUAUAAGCUCAGGCCAUAUAGGAGCUCUGUCUGACUCAUGAAGUUUGCCUAUCUUGCAGCAAACCACUGUUUCUGGGCGUCCUAUGAAUUCAUCAGUAGUUUCCUUGGGAAAGUCAUGCAGACAAUUUUGUUAAGAUCCUAGAUUUUUUUUCAGCUCCACUCUUCCCUUAAGUUUCUCCUCUUGUUGCUGGAGAAGACAUAACCUUCAGUACUGAUCUACAGUGAAAGUUCUCUCAACUACUCUGUGCUAUGCCUUUGACACCGCUGUUUAGCAGCAGAAUUGGGUCGUCAUAGAAAUCUAAAGACUUGUCCUCUUCUGGAUGCUUCCUAUAAACUGGAUGCUGUCUUCUGCUGUCAGUACUCUGUCAUGACUCAGUUUUGUGCUUUAAGAGAAGCAGUUAUUUGAAGACAGUGAUCCUUUUUUUUUUUUUUCUUAACCUAUGAAGACUUUUAACACUGGAUGCUAAAGGCCAGUUAGCUUGACCUCUGGGUAGGCGUUUCUGUGAGGGUGUGUUCAAGGAAAGUACAUGAUUGAGUGCUAGGAUAUGCAAAUAUGUGUAAAUGGUGUCCCUCCCAUCUUUAAGUUGGCCACCACCUCUUCUAGUUAUAGAAGUGCUUACUUUUAAAUUACCGUGAUAUUUUGCCCCAGAAGCUUUUUUUAAAGUGUUUUUUUGAGCUGUGGAGACCUUAAAAUGCAGAUCUGUUACAAAGUAUCAUGCAGGGAAACAUUUCUUAUAGAUGCUUCAGUAAGGACAACCAUUCCACAGCAGUUAUGUGACAGUAUGAUAUACAAUGUUGUGAGAGUUGUUUAAGUGUUUAAAAUAAAAGGACAGUGAUGGCUGCCUUAUCUUUGUGUACAUGAAAUAGUGCAGCAGUAGCAGAGGCAGGUUGGGGCCUGCCCAUCUAGCUUGUACUGCAUACCACAUAGCUGCCCUGCCCCAGCACUGUUUGUUGCUGUUAGCUUGGAGAGUUUCAUGAGCAGUCUAUAUAUAACCAGUAGAAUUUUCUUCAGGAGGAAGAAAAGAAUAUGGCUUAAAUCCACAAAAAUGGCAUUUUGUAGUGUUAAGUAAAUCUUCCCAAAAUAGGAGAAAGUUGAGAGAAGGACGUCUAGGCCCUUCUGCCUUUUGGUUUAGUUUCCCUCUUUUCUUCCCUGGUUCCUAAAAUGCUUUCAGGGAAACAUGUUCUUAAACUGUGCUUCCUUACGAUGUGCAUGCUCUCUCAGAAAGGCUUAAUCUCCAGCUGAGGGGGAUGAUUUUGGAGGUAGCAGGCCUCAGCUCCUGCUGUGCUGUUCUUGGCAGACAGUACGGACCAUUUUAGACCAGUGGAUGGAGCAAAGUCAAGCAUCUUAAAAACAAAAUUUGUGCUCAGCAGCUUCUUGGGUGAGAUCUGGCUGCUUGUCAGCAGUUCGUGGUGCUGUGGUUGAGAAACACCCCGAACCCGGGCAGGAGAGACUUGAAAGCAGCCUCCAACACUUUCGGGGUACACCUGAAGGCCGGUAGCAGGGAGCCUUUGUGGGAACCGACUGCGGCACCCUCGGUGGUGGUUCUAGCUCCCCGCCUGCGCUAUCGCCUCCACCCGUCGCUGUAACCGCGGAUCUGGCGCCUGCGCAGGCGAGACGGGCGGCGGGUGCUGACCCCCGCGGCGCGGGCGGCGCUUCGAGGGCGGAGGCUUUUCGGCUCUAGGCGGCCACCGUCGUGAGGACUUAGCUGCGGGAGUCCGUUGGGCUUGAGUCGGCGGCGCGUUGGGGACGGGCAGCGAGCCGAGCAUAGAAAAUGAAGCUAAAGGAAAUUGAGCGAACAGCUGUCCAGGCUUGGAGUCCAGCAAACAACCACCCCAUUUAUCUAGCAGCAGGAACAUCUGCCCGACAGCUCGAUGCAUCCUUCAGUACAAAUGCCACCUUGGAGAUAUUUGAGGUUGACUUCAGGGAUCCCUCUCUGGACAUGAAGCAGAAAGGAGCACUUCCUGCCUCAAACAGGUUUCAUAAGCUGAUCUGGGGUAACUUUGGUAAUGGGUCCCCAGAGUCCUCUGGAGUGAUCAUUGGUGGAGGGGAUAAUGGUGUGUUGACAAUGUACAGCGUGCAACACAUCUUGGCAUCAAAGAGUGAGCCUGUCAUUGGGCAGACAGAGAAGCAUUCAGGUCCUGUUCGAGCUCUUGACCUCAACCCUUUCCAGAGUAACCUCUUGGCUUCUGGAGCAAGUGAUUCUGAAAUUUUCAUCUGGGACUUGAAUAACUUCAGCGUGCCUAUGACUCCAGGGGCUAAAUCACAGCCUCCUGAAGACAUCAGUGUGGUGUCCUGGAAUCGGCAGGUGCAGCAUAUCCUAUCCUCUUCCCACCCCAGUGGCAAGGCUGUGAUUUGGGACCUCAGGAAGAAUGAGCCUAUCAUCAAAGUCAGUGACCACAGCAACAGAAUGCAUUGCUCGGGAAUGGCCUGGCAUCCAGAAGUUGCAACUCAGCUAAUCCUUUCUUCUGAGGAUGACCGCUUGCCAGUAAUCCAAAUAUGGGACUUACGUUUUGCUACCUCUCCUUUGAGCCAGCUGGAAGGGCACACAAGGGGAAUUCUCUCUGUCUCUUGGUGCCAAGCUGACCCUGAACUGCUGUUAAGUAGCGCCAAAGACAACCGGAUUUUGUGCUGGAACCCAAGUAUAGGGGAGGUGGUUUAUGAGUUGCCCAUUCAGAAUCAGUGGUGCUUUGAUGUCCAGUGGUGUCCAAGGAAUCCUUCAGUCUUCUCUGUUGCCACUUCCGAUGGGUGGAUCAACAUUUAUUCUGUUAUGGGUGGGAACUUGGAAGCUCAGCGGAAGACGCAGGCUGACAAGAUUUCUUCCUCCUUCAAUAACCUGGAUCCCUUUGGCACAGGACAGAUUCUUCCACCUCUGCAGGUGCCAGAGCAAGUAGCUCAGACCACUUUGAUUCCACCAUUAAAAAAGCCACCCAAGUGGAUUCGCAGACCUGUGGGAGUUUCAUUUGCAUUUGGAGGAAAACUUAUUUCCUUUGGUCUUACCAAAGCUCCUGGACAGCAAAUGCAGCAGACCUACCAACAUCAAGUAUUCAUCAGUCAAGUCACCACUGAAACUGAAUUCCUGCUGCGAUCCAGGGAACUGCAGAUGGCAUUGCAGUCAGGGAACCUAACUGAUUACUGUCAAGGCAAGAUCCAGACAGCCAAAUCACCGUUUGAUGAGAACCUUUGGAAAUUCAUGAAGGUGAAUCUGGAGAAAGAACCCAGGACAAAACUCCUCAAGCUACUGGGCUACAGUAAAGAAGAUCUGAAAAAAAAGAUUGCCUCGUAUUUGAGCAAUGGCAUACCAGGUAAACAGCCCCUUCCUGAGGCAGAAGAGACAGAUGCAGCACAGCCAGAUCAGCUUUUGAUGAAUUCCAGCAAUGAUGUAGCUGCUGUUUCCUCCUUUUCAUCCUUCUUUGACAAUCUCAUCCCACAGAAUAUGAGCACAUUGGAGAUUCCUGUCACAGAAGAUACAGAUGGACUCAUCAGCCAGGCCCUUUUGUUGGGGGACUUUGAGGGUGCGGUGGAGCUGUGCAUGCAGGCAGAACGCUUUGCUGAUGCCAUCAUCUUGGCUAUAGCUGGUGGGGAGAAUCUCCUGAAGGACACUCAGAAACGCUACUUUGCAAAGCGUAAGACAAAACUCUCUCUGCUGCUUUCAUCCAUUGUGCAGCAGAACUGGCAAGACAUUGUUUGCACAUGUGACCUCCAGAGCUGGAAGGAGGCACUGGCCAUCUUGCUAACUUACUCAAAGCAUGAAGACUAUACCCAGCUCUGUGACAUGCUGGGGGCCCGUCUGGAGUCAGAGGGAGAUGCAUCCCUGUCCAAUGAUGCCUGCCUUUGUUAUAUCUCAUCAGGCAAUGUGGAGAGGUUGGUGGAAUGCUGGGUGAAAAAACAUGAGACUUCAUCACCCCUUGCCCUGCAGGAUCUCAUAGAGAAGGUGAUGGUGCUAAGUAGGUCCAUUGAGAUGCUCCGAGGCACAGGAGGACAAGCACCAGGCCCCGUCUUGGCAGAGCGGAUCACCCAAUAUGCUAGUCUCCUGGCAUCACAAGGAUGCUUGGCAGCUGCAAUGAAUUACCUACCUAGCAGCUCUAAAGAGAUCCUGACUGAACAGCUUCGAGACCGGCUUUUUCAUGCUCAAGGAAACAAUGUGGGUGAUCAGCAGCCACCUCCUUUUCCUUACACUCGUGUCAAUGUAGGUGUGGUUAAACACACAUCUGCAGCAGCCACACCUGAAGGAUCAGCCCACAAAACAGGUCGCAGACGUCCAGAGAAGCCCAACUAUCAGUCAUCAUUUGCCCCUUCAGCACCUUCUCAGCUUACAGUGCCUUCCCUCUUCACACCUCAGCCAGUGCCAGUAGUGUCUAUGACACCUCACCAGGUUGCCCCUCCUCAGGCCACCACGGGUCCACAAACAAGUGUCUAUUCCAGAGGGCCUCCUUACCCACAGUAUAACUUGGGCUUGGUUCCAGCUGUUUCAGGGCCAGCUGUGUCGCAGUCUCUGCCAUUCGGACCAGCGGGAGUCAGACCUGUUAGCCCUGCUCCCUUCCCCAGCCAACCUUCUCUGCCAGGACAGUCCUUGCCUAUGACAUCUCCUGGUGUUCCAACACUUGGACCUGCCAUCUUCACUCCAACCUCAGUCCCAGCAUCUCAGCUUCCUGCUGCUUGUCCUCUCCCUGUGGCAAGCCAGUCUCCUCUAGGUUUCUCUUCAGCACCUUUCAACUGCCCCAUGAACAUGGGGUACCCUCAGGGAGGUCCUGGAGCUCCAUCUUCUAAUCCCCUGCCAGCAACCAGCAUUCCUCCUCCUCCCAGAGGUUUCUUCCCUUGGCUAGAUCCCCACAAGGAUCAUGCAGCUCAGGAAUCUUGGACUGAUCCCUCUGCUGAAAGAGGAGGCCCUCAAAAGAAAAAGUUGCCUGAGAAAUUUACUCCUCUAGCCCCCAUCACAGCUCCAGUAAUGAGUCCACCAUCUGAACCUCAAGGGAUCCAUCCUCAGCUGUCCAGGUUGCAAGAAUCUGGCCAGUCACCUCCAGGAGCACCCAAGGAAGACAGCCUGCAGUAUCACCAGCUACCUGUGGAGAGGGUUGAGCGGAAGGAGGUGCCCCCUGAGCACCAGACUCUGAAGGACACAUUUGAAGGGUUGGUGCAACGCUGCUCUGCUGUCGCCACUGAUCCAAAAACCCGAAGGAAGCUGGAAGAUGCAUUGCAGCGGCUGGAGUGUUUGUACGAGAAGCUUCGUGAGCAGGCACUCUCUCCAAACAUCCUCGUGGGUCUUCAUGAAAUUGCCCGCUGCGUUGAGGCUAGGAACUACCAACAGGGUCUCCUGGUUCACACCCAAGUGGUCAGCAGCAGCAGUUUCAGUGAGGUGUCUGGUUUCAUGCCCAUCCUGAAAGUCCUCAUGACUAUUGCUGGCAAACUGAAUGUGUAAAGUGUGGAGCAGCUGUAACAGUGCACAUGAUGGACUGCCUCACCAGGGAUAUGUGGCAAGUUGCAGACUCUUCUGACUCUGGAGAAAUGUCUGCAGCAGUGUCUUGAGCUGUGCUGGGCCAGCACACCUGGCCCCUUCCACUCUCCAGACAGCCCACUGGGGCCUGGAACUCCUGGAGAUUUCUUUCUCUCUUGUUUCUUACUAGCCUGAGGCUGCUUCCCAGCCCAGAAAUCUCAAUUUCAGGCUGUCCAGGUUUCUCUUCCCUGAAACCCCAGCACAAAGGGGAAACUUCUUCCCUCCCAGGCUGAUGUUCUUUUCUUUUUUAGGGGACAAACAGGGCUGGCACCUGCAGUGCCACCAGACAGAAGAGAUUCAGGCUUUAUUCCCUACAACAAUGUAAACUGCCAGAAUGAUGACUGGGCUUCCUUGGUAGCUUGGGUAUCCCUGCUCUGUUGGGAUGCAGUUGAGGAUCUGUCCUCUGAUUCCUCCUUUCUCUUUGUUCUCAUCCUCAAUUCAACUUCCCACCCCUCUGCACACACAUCCUGCUGCAACUAGGGAUAACUAUCCCAAGCUAGCUUUGGUUCUCUUACUCUUCAUCACCCAGCCUUCUAGUUUCACAGUCAAUUGCCCUGGUUAUCCUAUAUCCCACCCUUUUCUAUAUCUUUUCUCCAGUAAGCUGUGGGCUUGAGCCUCUUUAUGUAUCAGGAUCAGAGCUGAUACCCUUUCCAACUCCUAAGGCUUUCCCAUUCAGGAGCACUAGCAGUUUGGACUGCUCUGUGUACUGCUCCCCACAACUGAUUGCAUUAUGGUUUUGGGCUAAAAGCCACCUCCUCUGGCCUUUUUCGCUUUUAUGUUAGCACUUUUGACCUUUUGCCCACUAGUAUCAUCUAAAGGCUUUCCACACUGAGCCAUUCAAACAGCCUAGGGGCAUGAACCUCAGGCACUAUCUGGGAGCAAGACCUUUGGUUGCAGGCAGGCCCUGCUUCUGAUGCUUGCUGCUUGAGUGAUAGUGCUAUCAUGAGCCUCUGGUUCGGUGACUUACAUGGAUCAGACUACUCUGCCGUGAGACUUAGGAGGGAGGAGAAUCAGAGGCGGGAGGGAGAGGACAUGUCUCAUUCUCUCCUUUCCAGGUCAGAGUGCCUCCUUGUUGCUGCCGUGAUGUUUCUAUUGCUGCGGUUUGAUGCACUGAGAUUACAGAACAGUGAAAUAAAAGCUGUGUUUUGUGA
Molecule: messenger RNA, 7101 nt
Organism: Pogoniulus pusillus (Red-fronted tinkerbird)
Lineage: Eukaryota; Metazoa; Chordata; Aves; Piciformes; Lybiidae
Gene: SEC31B
Product: SEC31 homolog B, COPII coat complex component
Exons: 27
Coding region: 2231-5875 (1214 amino acids)
Biological process (GO): endoplasmic reticulum to Golgi vesicle-mediated transport; intracellular protein transport; COPII-coated vesicle cargo loading
Cellular component (GO): endoplasmic reticulum exit site; COPII vesicle coat
Molecular function (GO): protein binding; structural molecule activity
Source: RefSeq, a predicted model, not a curated record